AUGAUCGCUUGGAUCUGGUUUGCCUUGGCGACUCUAUUCUCUUAUGUGCAACAGGGACAGACAGCUUUGUCAUCCCCAGCGCCGCCGCCGCCGCCGGUCACGUACCAGAAUGUGAGCUUGGCGAGUUUUCCAGUGCGCGUCUACGGUCUUGAAGAUCUGGCGCCUCCUGUGAAUGGCACCGUGCCGCCAGUGACGGUAGCCAUAUAUAUGCAUGGCCGUUUUGAGUCUGCGGACAUUGCCGAUCCCCUGGUUCGGUCCUUGUACGCUAGUACUCGGCAGCACAUGGUCGCUGAUCCUGCGGGCUCAUUGCGGGACUUCUUGCUUGUUUCGUUUGACGCUCUGAAUCAUGGCGCACGUACACGGGAUCCUGCACGUCGAUUCGACUUACCACAGAACCCUACUUUCCUGAUCGACCAUUACGGCUACAUUCUAAACAAUCGCGAUAUGGUCUCGUUUAUCAUCGACUUUCUUCCUGUGUAUCUAUUCCCGAACGAUGAGCGUAGCAUUGAGCGCUGGGUUAUCAGUGGCGAGUCUAUGGGUGGCCACUCGGCAUGGCAUGCAUUGGCUGCGGACCGACGUAUCGACACCGCAGCCAUUUUCCUCGGCUCGCCUGACUACAAUAUGAUUAUGCAGGACCGCGCCCAGACGGCCCACAUGAGUGUGGCGCCGCCGACCGCACCACUAUCGUUCCAGCGGCUGGUCAAUGUGACGGAUCCCUCGAUGAAGCCGUUCAACAGCAUGGACCCCGCCGAAAACCCGUUCUGGGGCAAGCACAUCUUUUUGGGCUUGGGCGGUGACGACCCGUUCGUGCCGCUGUCCCUCUCUGCACGGGUGUUACGGGGCCUUGUGCUCGGCUCGAAGAACGACACGUUGGCGCAGCAGUCAUUGGAGAUUUACGAGCAGCCUGGGAUCCAGCAUGCAGUCACACCACAGAUGCUUGAUUUGGCUGGCCGCUGGAUUUACCGCUGGACAAUUGCCAAGCAGCCUGUGACGCUCCCUGGACCGGCUAAGCUACCAUCGCAUACCAUGAGCGCUGUGCCUGCCACUGUGACAGCGAAACCAUAA
Messenger RNA from Malassezia pachydermatis, 1065 nucleotides. RefSeq lists its product as hypothetical. The transcript has 3 exons. The record is from RefSeq and is a predicted model, not a curated record. Lineage: Eukaryota; Fungi; Basidiomycota; Malasseziomycetes; Malasseziales; Malasseziaceae. Bases 1 to 1065 code for a protein of 354 amino acids.